Messenger RNA from Gordionus sp. m RMFG-2023, 2757 nucleotides. RefSeq names its product tetratricopeptide repeat protein 39B-like. Gene Ontology annotation, molecular function: protein binding. The record is from RefSeq and is a predicted model, not a curated record. NCBI's taxonomy places the organism in Eukaryota, Metazoa, Nematomorpha, Gordioida, Chordodea, Parachordodidae. The coding region runs from base 87 to 2513 and encodes 808 amino acids. The transcript has 18 exons.
UAGAAACAUAUGUUUUUAAUGUAGGGAUUUCUUUAUAAUUUGAUAUGAAACUACAUUUAGUUUUUAAGUCUUCCAAUUAACUUUCAAUGAAUGAAUCUGUUACCGAAGAGGAAUUUUAUGAUGCCUCUGAAAUAUUUACAAAUUAUCAUAUGUCUUUACAAGAAUCAAUAUAUGAAACAUGUUUGGCACUUCAACUAUUUCUUAAUAAUAAAUACAAUCUUGCAAAGCAAAUUUUGAAACCACACAUUCUUAACAGUAUCUACCAUUCCUUAGGCUAUAGCACAUUAUUAUAUCUUCAAGCAUUUAUGACAUUUGACACUGUUGACCUAGACAACGCAAAUGAAUCAUUGAGGAUAUCUUUAGAGGUAUGCCAGAAAUUUAGGCAUAAAAAAUCUUUCACAACUUCUUGGGGCAUCCGCAAAAAUGACUUUAAUAAAUAUAGCAUCGAGGAAGUACACGCAGAAUUGUGUUACGCUGAAUGCAUUUUAGAAAAAGCGAUGCUCACAUUUAUACAAGAUGAAUCGUUGUUGAGUUUCGUUAAAGGUGGAAUGAAGAUAAGGACUUCCUAUUAUUGUUACAAGGAAUGCCAAGAUAUGUUAAUAUGUUACCCUUGGAACGAAGCAGAUAAUUUUUAUACAAAAUCUCACUUUGAAAGCGGAACGAGAAUGGGGAUAGGAGGCUUUAAUUUGAUAUUAGCCAAUUUGCCCUCAAGAAUAUUGAAACUUUUAGAAUUUAUCGGAUUUUCUGGAAACAAGGAAUUUGGUAUUAGAGAACUGGAAUUGGCGACAUUUCAAGAUGCUUAUAGUCUAAGAAGUCCGCUAAGUGCAAUUACACUUCUAGUUUAUCAUUUAUUCACCACAUAUAUCCUCGGUUCUGGUGACGGUGAUACAGAUAUAUGUCAACAAAUAUUAAAUCUAAUGCUUAAAUAUCAUCCAAACGGUGCAAUAUUUUUAUAUUUUCAAGCUCGAUUGUAUGAAGUUAUUGGAAAUUUCCUUAAAGCAAUCGAAUCUUUUAACAAUACCAUAUCUUGUCAAAACGAAUUUAAACAAAUACAAUAUUUGUGCUAUUGGGAAUUGAUGUGGUGCUUUGCGUACGAUUCUAACUGGACUAAAGCGGCCCAUUAUAGUCAGUUGUUAUCUGAAGGCAGUAAAUGGUCCAAAUCGACGUACAUCUACCAAAGAGCCUGUUUUAUGAUGAUGCUUGAUAAUACAUGUCAUCAAGACAAAGAAAUAGCUGAUCUCAUUGAUCAAGUCCCAUUAUUUAAGCAAAGAUUGGCUGGAAAAUCCGUUCCCGUGGAAAAAUUUGUCAUCAAAAAAUGUCAGAGAUACAAAGAACAAAAUAAUCAUUUAGUAGCACCCGCCAUCGAAAUAAUGUAUAUAUGGAAUGGGUUUUCGAUUUUGGGUAAAAGAAAAGAUUAUUUAGAAGUCAUACUCAAAAGAUUAGAUAAAGAAAUGGAUCAACUGUCCGAUCGUAAAGAAACAGACCCAUUUUAUCAUGAUAAUUAUUGCCUGAUUCAAUUGUUAAAGGGAAUAUGUUGGAAAUUUUUAGACAACUACACAAUAGCUUCAAAUUUGUUUUUAUCCAUACUAAAAUACGAAGCAGAUAUCAAAGAUGAUUUUUAUAUAAUUCCUUAUUCCUUAGUCGAAUUGGCAUUUAUAUCAAUCGAAGAACGUGAUAGUCAAAAUGCCAUCCAAUAUUUGGAAGCAGCUAAAACCUUCAAUGGCUAUUCCUUACAAAGCAGAUUACAUUUCAAGAUUCAUUCGGCUUUCAAUUCAAUCGAAGUUAACCAAGAGACUUGGAACCAAGAGCCGUCCCCCGAUAAAAGCCAAAUAAUCUCAGCACAACCCUCAUCCUUAAUCGCCUCUCAGCCCAUUCUUCCUUAUCCACCGGAAUCCUUAGUAGAUGCUGUGAAUGAUGAAUAUCAUAACGAGUUGCCCGUCUUAUUCGAACCCAUGUUUUUUUCAUCGAAAUGUGUCGAGGUUUCAGAUUCACCUCCGCGUUUACCACAUGAUGCUUGUAUAAGCACUAACCACUUGCAAGUAUCGAAUAAUAAAAAACAUAAAAAGAAAAAGAUAGUCAACUUAUUGAAAAUGAAACCCUACCACUCUAAAGUUUCCUCGUCCAAACAAUCCCAUCUCAAAAUAUCUCUCUCCUCACAGGAUUUGAGGGGUCGAGGAGACGAUAAAACCAAAAAGAACCAAGACAAUAUCUUUGCAACAUCAUUAUCAUUUCUCAAUUUAAGCUCGUUCCUUCAUCAUUUGCCAUCUCAUCAUCACAACGAUGACUCUUGCACACUAUCCCCGUCACCCAAAUCUCUACCUCCUGAAUCCAAGCUCAAUAAAAUCUCUCAAUUUAAAUUCCUCAAUAACUCUUCUAAUUCAGGUAAUCUACUCAAGACGUCUAUCUUAGGAGCUAUAUAUCCUACUCUCACAACCACCAAACUCAAAAAUACUAUUCAGAACUUGAUUGUUGAUAAGAAACAACAACUCUCUGAUAAUAAACGACUUCAAUAAAGUUGUUUAUUUGUAUCACGCGUAAUAAUUAUCUAAGAAGAUUUAUAUUUUAUGUUUAAAAAGUGCAAAUUUACCCUAUUUUAUUCCCCGUAAGUUAUACAGAGAUCCUAGAAAAAUUUACCAUAUUCCCUAUUUACAUUUAUUUUUCCUAAAGCUUUAUUAAUAAUAUAAAUCAUAAUAUUAACUUAUAAAUAAUGUAUAUUAUACCUUUUGGUAAGUAUUAAAUAUUCUAUCUAAUAAAGAU